Molecule: messenger RNA, 1473 nt
Organism: Pneumocystis murina B123
Lineage: Eukaryota; Fungi; Ascomycota; Pneumocystomycetes; Pneumocystales; Pneumocystaceae
Exons: 9
Coding region: 1-1473 (490 amino acids)
Biological process (GO): microtubule-based movement; microtubule cytoskeleton organization
Cellular component (GO): centrosome; cytoplasmic dynein complex
Molecular function (GO): dynein heavy chain binding
Source: RefSeq, a predicted model, not a curated record
AUGAAUAAAUCAGUUUUGGCUCAAUCAACGACUGAAAUAAACACGGACGAUCAUUUAUGGUCUAAUUUAUUGAAUGGUGUAUCUCGUAUAAAGAAAGCUCCAUCAAAAUAUAUUCUUUUAUUGGGUGGGGGGAAUAGAAAUGCAAGAGAAUGGAUUUCAUCUUUAAAACAGGCAGCCAUUGGAGUUCAUACAGGACGUUCUUUUAAAGAAAAUAAGGAAGAGAUAGAUUCUACGUAUCUUAUGGAUUAUACAUAUAUUGAAUGGAUGGAUCAAGAUCAAGGAGAAAGGCUUGCUGUGAUUGAGGUAUAUUUAAUUUCAGAACGGCAUGUUUCUUGUGAAUCAUUGCUUUUGGAGCUUUUUACACAGGAGUUUCUUAAAAACUGUUUGAUUUGUAUUCUAUUAGAUUGGAGAAAUCCUUGGAAAUGGCUUGAAGAAUUGUAUAGUUGGAUAAAUUUGAUUAGAAAAAGUAUUGAAAAUUUUAAAUCUUUAGAAGCGGGAAAUCGUGUUAUUUCUGAUAUUAUAGCUACUUGGGAACAUAAAAUUAGAACAUAUAGUGAAAAUGCCCCAUGGGUAUCUCAUGAUACUAAUAGGAAUGAUCAAGUAGCGGUUCCUUUGGAAAUAGGCCAAUAUGAUCAGCCUUUGGGGUUACCAUUUAUAUGUGUAUGUAAUCAUUCGGAACAUAUGUUAUCAAUUGAAAAAGAUGAGCUUUUAAAAGAUGAACAUUUUGAUUUCAUACAACAAUUUCUUAGAACUAUACUUAUGAAGCAUGGUGGCGCGCUUUACUAUACAUCUGAUUUAUAUCCAAAUACAUUGAACAAUUUGUUAUAUAGUAUUCUUGAUUGUUUUUCAUUUUCACCUCAGAUAUAUAUGGAUGUUAAUUCUCCGCCAAAAGCGAAUGUAAUUGAUGGAAAUCAAAUAUUUGUUCCUCCAGGCUGGGACUCAUGGGGAAAAAUUCGUAUUAUUCGAGAUGGUUUUGAUGUCGAGAGAGUUGCUAAGGCAUGGGAUGCUGAUUUGAAUUUUAAUACAGAUAAAAAUAAGACACUUAAUUCUAAAAAGAUUUUUGAAGAAAUGAUAGCAGAUUGUAGAAAGAAUGAUAUUUUUGAUAUUUCAGAGACGAAUGAUUUUGUGACCACAAUUCCUUAUCAGGAAUUUCUUUUAAAUCAUUUGAAUAUUAUAGAAACAAAACUUGAGGCACAAGAAAACGUCCCGGAGGAUAGGAUUAAUAUAGCAAAUGCAUAUGUGGCUUCACCUCAACUAAAUGUAGGUGGUAUCAAACUAAAUGCUGAAGAAGUAGAUGAAAAAUUAAAGAAAUUAAGAGAUACGCGUUCUGAAAGUAAUUCUCCUGUUUUAACACCAGAAAAAUGCUAUAAAUCCCCUUUAAAGGCAAUAUCGCCACUACCUGCUAAAGAACAGAACGAAGUAUUGGCAAAUUUUUUUCAAAGUUUGCUCAACAGAAAGAAAGCGGGAGAAUAA